AUGGGAUUUGUGACGGCAGCUCUACUGAUUUUACUGUAUGAUUGUGCUUGUGCUACGCAGUUCUCUGCGUCUCUGAACAUGGGUGGUGUUACAGGACAGGUUCUGUUUGACAACACUUCACAGAUGGCCACCCUCAACAUCUCCGGCGCUGGAUCUUGCUCCUCUUUAAAUUUGUCCAUCACUGUGUUUCCAGUCAUCUCUGAACGUGAUGACUUUGACGGACGAUGCACCACAACAGGGGGUCACUGGAACCCCUUUAAAGUUGACACAGAACUUCCCAGCUAUAGCGAGUUCUGCAACUCUGCAAACCCUUUGUUCUGUGAGGGACACUUUAACCCACUGAACUGGAAUAUUUCAAACUCACCUCCUCCUGGAAUGGGCACCUUGGACCAGUAUGAAGUGGGCGACUUAAGUGGGAAGUUUGGGAUGCUGACAGGGCUCAACAAGCUCGAGGCUGUUUUCUCUGAUCCAUUCCUACCACUCACUGGGCCGAAUAGCGUUGUUGGCAGAUCUGUGGUGGUCCACUACACCAAUGGAUCAAGAAUGCGUUGUGCUGACAUCAAAGCAGAUAAGGACAAAGAUGGACACUGGGCGAAAGCUAAAGCAGUUUUCAACCGUACUCUGACAGGGACAGUGACAAUGCGUCAACAAAUAUUCUCUGAUGGGAGCAGCAUGGACACUACAGUUGAAGUAGCUCUCCUCUCAGCUGAAGAGGUGACCACUAGAAACUUUUCAAUGUACAUCACAACGGAUCAGAUAGGUGAACAGAGAUGCUCUCAAAACGGAGGAUUGUACAACCCUUUCAAUAUGACAAUCACGAGCCCUACGUGUUCUAUAUACAGUCCCCUGAGUUGUCCUGUUGGAGAGUUCUCGAUGAGGCAGAGUGCGCUCAGUCUGACGCACAGACAGUUCUUCACUGACAGCAUACUUCCACUCACAGGAGACUUCACUGUGGUUCGCCGGACUCUAGUUGUUAAGAAUGGGGACAGCAUCAUUGACUGUGCAGAUAUUCUCCCAGAAUCUCCCUCAGCAGAGCAGUCCUUUCAGAAAGUGCCUCAAUUCAGCAGGUAUGACUUCAGAAAGAGAGUGGCUAAUGUUCUGCAGCUUGAAAUAUCACAAGUUACCAUAUUACCUGGCUCUCCCCAGUCUAAUGAAACCUGCCAGAGAGUCAGCUUUAUGCUAGCAGCUGAUGUUAGCCCCGCGCUCCUGGAGUCGGUCAAAACAAGUGAGAAGAUGGGCCCGUAUAAAGAGACUUCAUGUUUAAGAGCUGCUGGUGUGCUUCUACAGCCUUGGAGACUGCUCAUUGCAUUUACUGCUGCUGCUGAAAGGAGGGCACAUUUUAAUCACAAGACCGAGCGAUUUGAGCCACAACGACCCGAUACGACCAUGUCUCCAAAAAUCACCGGAGAGCUGCUGCGGCUUCUGCGCCAAGCAAUGAAGAACUGUAAAUACUUUCCAGAACCCAUACAUGCCUACAUCGUCCCUUCUGGAGAUGCCCACCAGAGUGAAUACAUCGCCCCCUGUGAUUGCAGACGUGAGUUUAUCUCCGGGUUCAAUGGCUCUGCAGGGACGGCCAUUGUGACGGAGCAACAUGCAGCACUGUGGACUGAUGGGCGAUACUUCCUCCAGGCCUCUCAGCAAAUGGACAACAACUGGACCCUUAUGAGAAUGGGUCUGAAAGAGACUCCCUCACAAGAGGACUGGCUCAUCAGUGUCCUGCCUGAAAACUCCAAAGUUGGGGUUGACCCUUGGAUUUAUGCUGCUGACCAGUGGAAGCACAUGUCCACGGCCCUCACCAGUGCAGGACACUCUCUUGUGGCGGUGCAGGAAAACAUGAUCGAUGUGAUUUGGUCAGACAGGCCUGAGCGUCCCAGCACACAGCUGCGCACUUUGGGCUUGGAGUACACCGGUUUGACAUGGCAAGACAAGAUCACAGCACUGCGCACAAAGAUGACGGAGCGGAAGAUCAGCUGGUUUGUGACUACAGCGCUUGAUGAGACGGCAUGGCUUUUUAACCUCCGCGGUGCAGACAUUGAAUACAACCCGGUUUUCUUUGCGUAUGCUAUCGUGGGUAUGAACACAAUAAGGUUUUUCAUUGACCAGAAGAGGCUGAAUGAUGCAGCACUGAGGUCCCACCUUCAGCUGGACUCUCCCCUCAAACCAGAGCUGAGCAUCAGCACGUUUCCGUACGAGGCCGUUCACUCUGAGCUGCAGGCGAUCUGCUCUGCACUCGGCCCCAAAGACAAAGUGUGGAUCUGUGACAAGGCCAGCUGUGCCCUGACACAGGCCAUCCCCAAGAAUCACCGGUCUCCUAUUCCCUACACUCCCCUGUGUUUGGCCAAAGCUGUGAAGAACCCAACUGAGGUUCAAGGAAUGAGAAUGGCCCAUAUCAAAGACGCAGUAGCUCUGUGUGAGCUUUUUUCCUGGUUAGAAAAAGAGAUUCCCAAAGGAACAGUGACAGAGAUAUCUGCAGCUGACAAAGCUGAAGAAUUCCGCAGCCAGCAAAAAGAUUUCGUCGGCCUAAGCUUUCCCACUAUUUCAAGUGUUGGACCUAAUGCAGCGAUCAUACACUACACACCACUGCCGGAAACCAAUAGAACUCUUACAGUGAAUGAAGUUUACCUGAUUGACUCCGGAGCUCAGUACAUUGAUGGAACUACAGACGUCACCCGCACCAUGCACUUUGGGGCCCCGUCACCUUUUGAGAAGGAAUGCUUUACUUAUGUGCUGAAGGGACACAUUGCCGUCAGCGCUGCCAUUUUCCCAAAUGGAACCAAAGGCCACUUGUUAGAUUCUUUUGCGCGUGCCGCCUUGUGGGACUCUGGGCUGGAUUACCUCCAUGGGACAGGACACGGUGUGGGCUGUUUUCUAAACGUCCACGAGGGCCCGUGCGGCAUCAGUUACAAGACUUUUGCAGAUGAACCCUUGGAGGCAGGAAUGAUCGUCAGCGAUGAGCCUGGCUACUAUGAGGACGGAGCGUUCGGGAUUCGUGUUGAAAAUGUUGUUCUUGUGGUGCCUGCUAAACCUAAAUACAAUUACAGAAACAGAGGAAGUCUUACGUUUGAACCCCUGACUCUAGUUCCCAUUCAAGUCAAAAUGAUGGCCACAGAGCUGCUCACACGAAAGGAGAGGGACUGGCUGAACGAGUAUCACCGAACAUGCAGGGAGGUGAUCGGGGCAGAGCUGGAACGUCAGGGCAGGAAGGAGGCUCUGCAGUGGCUCAUCCGAGAGACUCAGCCCAUCGUCUGA
Molecule: messenger RNA, 3249 nt
Organism: Knipowitschia caucasica
Lineage: Eukaryota; Metazoa; Chordata; Actinopteri; Gobiiformes; Gobiidae
Source: the annotation of a GenBank genome assembly